Messenger RNA from Misgurnus anguillicaudatus (oriental weatherfish), 10179 nucleotides. The record is from RefSeq and is a predicted model, not a curated record. Lineage: Eukaryota; Metazoa; Chordata; Actinopteri; Cypriniformes; Cobitidae.
AUGGCUAUACCAUCAAGUACUGAUGUUGCAGAUACUUUACUGAGUUCAACUGCAACUCUGGAUUCACUGAACAUAAGUGCUAAUUCUAUCACAGUUAAUGGUACAGCAAUUACAAUGGAAACCUCUACUGCUGAACCAGCAACUAGUAUCUCAACAACUCUUACUGGAACAUUCAGUACUAGUGAAGCAGUUACCACAACAGCAUCUUCCACUUUUGAUUCGACCACUCUCUCUUCAGCUACAUUUGAAAUUUCAACUGUUAAUACAGCUGAAACAUCCUCAACAAUGGGACCCUCAACGACAAAAAUUAAUUCAGCUGGAACUUACACCACUAAUGGAGAUGAUACCACAACAGCACCACAGUCUAACAUUGCAUCAACUGGCCCCUUUUCAGCUGCCUUUGAAAGUUCAACUGUUAGUACAGCUGUAACACCUACAAAAUCCUCCUUAGUAACCACAAAUAAUGUUGCUAGAACGUCCAACACUAAUGGAGUUGAUACUACAACAGCACCACAAUCAACAGGGUCUACCUUUUCAUCAACUGCUUCCUCUUCAACUCCAUUUGAAAGUUCAACUAUUACUACAGCUGUAACAUCUACAACACCCUCUUCAGAAGCCACAACUUAUGCCACUUCAACAUUAUCCUUGGUAACCACAACUAAUGCCGCUGAAACAUCCACCACUAAUGGAGUUGAUACCACAACAUCACCAUACUCAACAGGGUCUACCUUUUCAUCAACUGCUUCCUCUUCAACUCCAUUUGAAAGUUCAACUGUUAGUACAGCUGUAACGUCUACAACACCCUCUUCAGGAACCACAACUUAUGCCACUGAAACAUCCACCACUAAUGGAGUUGAUACCACAACAGCACCACACUCGACAGGAUCUACCAUUUCAUCACCUGCUUCCUCUUCAACUCCAUUUGAAAGUUCAACUGUUAGUACAGCUGAAACAUCUUCAACAUCAUCCUUGGUAACCACAACUUAUGCCACUGGAACAUCCACCACUAAUGGAGUUGAUACCACAACAUCACCACAACCAACUGUGUCUACAUUUGCAUCAACUGCUCCUUUUUCAACUGCAUUUGAAAGUUCAACAGUUAGUACAGCUGAAACAUCUACAUCACCAUCUUCAGAAACCACAACUUAUGCCACUGGAACAUCCACCACUAAUGGAGUUGAUACCACAACAUCACCACAAUCAACAGGAUCUACAUUUUCAUCAACUGUUUCUUCUUCAAUUUCAUUUGAAAGUUCAACUGUUAGUACAGCUGAAACAUCUACAACACCCUCUUCAGUAACCACAACUUAUGCCACUGGAACAUCCACCACUAAUGGAGUUGAUACAACAACAUCACCAAAAUCAACAGCGUCUACCUUUUCAUCAACUGCUUCUUCUUCAACUCCCUUUGAACGUUCAACUGUUAGUACAGCUGAAACAUCAACAACACCCUCUUCAGAAACCACAACUUAUGCCACUGGAACAUCCACCACUAAUGGAGUUGAUACCACAACAGCACCACACUCAACAGUGUCUACACUUGCAUCAACUGCUUCUUCGUCAACUCCCUUUGAAAGUUCAACUGUUAGUUCAGCUGAAACAUCUACAACACUCUCUUCAGUAACCACAACUUAUGCCACUGGAACAUCCACCACUAAUGGAAUUGAUACAACAACAACAUCACCACAAUCAACAGGGUCUACCUUUUCAUCAACUGCUUCUUCUUCAACUCCAUUUGAAAGUUCAACUGUUAGUACAGCUGAAACAUCUACAACAACACCCUCUUCAGUAACCACAACUUAUGCCACUGGAACAUCCACCACUAAUGGAGUUGAUACAACAACAUCACCACAAUCAACAGGGUCUACCUUUUCAUCAACUGCUUCUUCAACUCCAUUUGAAAGUUCAACUGUUAGUACAGCUGAAACAUCUACAACACUCUCUUCAGUAACCACAACUUAUGCCACUGGAACAUCCACCACUAAUGGAAUUGAUACAACAACAACAUCACCACAAUCAACAGGGUCUACCUUUUCAUCAACUGCUUCUUCUUCAACUCCAUUUGAAAGUUCAACUGUUAGUACAGCUGAAACAUCUACAACACCCUCUUCAGUAACCACAACUUAUGCCACUGGAACAUCCACCACUAAUGGAGUUGAUACAACAACAUCACCACAAUCAACAGGGUCUACCUUUUCAUCAACUGCUUCUUCAACUCCAUUUGAAAGUUCAACUAUUAGUACAGCUGAAACAUCUACAACACCCUCUUCAGUAACCACAACUUAUGGCACUGGAACAUCCACCACUAAUGGAGUAGAUACAACAACAUCACCACAACCAACCGAGUCUACAUUUGCAACAACUGCAUUUGAACUUUCAACAGUUAGUACAGCUGAAACAUCUACAACAUCAUUUUCAGUAACCACAACUUAUGCCACUGGAACAUCCACCACUAAUGGAGUUGAUACAACAACAGCACCACAAUCAACAGGGUCUACCUUUUCAUCAACUGCUUCUUCUUCAACUCCAUUUGAAAGUUCAACUGUUAGUACAGCUGAAACAUCUACAACACCCUCUUCAGAAACCACAACUUAUGCCACUGGAACAUCCACCACUAAUGGAGUUGAUACAACAACAUCACCACAAUCAACAGGGUCUGCCUUUUCAUCAACUGCUUCUUCUUCAACUCCAUUUGAAAGUUCAACUGUUAGUACAGCUGAAACAUCUACAACACUCUCUUCAGUAACCACAACUUAUGCCACUGGAACAUCCACCACUAAUGGAGUUGAUACAACAACAUCACCACAACCAACUGUGUCUACAUUUGCAUCAACUGCUCCUUUUUCAACUGCAUUUGAAAGUUCAAUAGUUAGUACAGCUGAAACAUCUACAUCACCAUCUUCAGAAACCACAACUUAUGCCACUGGAACAUCCACCACUAAUGGAGUUGAUACAACAACAUCACCACAAUCAACAGGAUCUACAUUUUCAUCAACUGUUUCUUCUUCAAUUUCAUUUGAAAGUUCAACUGUUAGUACAGCUGAAACAUCUACAUCACCAUCUUCAGAAACCACAACUUAUGCCACUGGAACAUCCACCACUAAUGGAGUUGAUACAACAACAUCACCACAAUCAACAGGGUCUGCCUUUUCAUCAACUGCUUCUUCUUCAACUCCCUUUGAAAGUUCAACUGUUAGUACAGCUGAAACAUCUACAACACCCUCUUCAGAAACCACAACUUAUGCCACUGGAACAUCCACCACUAAUGGAGUUGAUACAACAACAGCACCACAAUCAACAGGAUCUACCUUUUCAUCAACUGCUUCCUCUUCAACUCCAUUUGAAAGUUCAACUGUAAGUACAGCUGAAACAUCUACAACACCCUCUUCAGAAACCACAACUUAUGCCACUGGAACAUCCACUACUAAUGGAGUUGAUACAACAACAACAUCACCACAAUCAACAGGGUCUGACUUUUCAUCAACUGCUUCUUCUUCAACUCCAUUUGAAAGUUCAACUGUUAGUAUAGCUGAAACAUCUACAACACCCUCUUCAAAAACCACAACUUAUGCCACUGCAACAUCCACCACUAAUGGAAUUGAUACAACAACAUCGCCACAAUCAACAGGAUCUACCUUUUCAUCAACUGCUUCCUCUUCAACUCCAUUUGAAAGUUCAACUGUUAGUACAGCUGAAACAUCUACAACACCCUCUUCAGAAACCACAACUUAUGCCACUGGAACAUCCACCACUAAUGGAAUUGAUACAAUGACAUCACCACAAUCAACAGGAGCUACCUUUUCAUCAAUUGCUCCCUCUUCAACUCCAUUUGAAAGCUCAACUGUUAGUACAGCUGAAACAUCUACAACACUCUCUUCAGUACCCACAACUUAUGCCACUGGAACAUCCACCACUAAAGGAAUUGAUACAACAACAUCACCACAAUCAACAGGAUCUACCUUUUCAACAACUGCUUCCUCUUCAACUCCAUUUGAAAGUUCAACUGUUACUAUAGCUGAAACAUCUACAACACUCACUUCAGAAACCACAACUUAUGCCGCUGGAACAUCCACCACUAAUGGAAUUGAUACAACAACAUCACCACAAUCAACAGGGUCUGCCUUUUCAUCAACUGCUUCCUCUUCAACUCCAUUUGAAAGUUCAACUGUUAGUUCAGCUGAAACAUCUACAACACCCUCUUUAGAAACCACAACUUAUGCCACUGGAACAUCCACCACUAAUGGAGUUGAUACAACAACAUCACCACAAUCAACAGGGUCUGCCUUUUCAUCAACUGCUUCCUCUUCAACUCCAUUUGAAAGUUCAACUGUUAGUUCAGCUGAAACAUCUACAACACCCUCUUUAGAAACCACAACUUAUGCCACUGGAACAUCCACCACUAAUGGAAUUGAUACAACAACAUCACCACAAUCAACAGGAUCAACCUUUUCAUCAACUGCUUCCUCUUCAACUCCAUUUGAAAGUUCAACUGUUAGUAUAGCUGAAACAUCUACAACACCCUCUUCAGAAACCAAAACUUAUGCCACUGGAACAUCCACCACUAAAGGAAUUGAUACAACAACAUCACCACAAUCAACAGGAUCUACCUUUUCAACAACUGCUUCCUCUUCAACUCCAUUUGAAAGUUCAACUGUUACUAUAGCUGAAACAUCUACAACACUCACUUCAGAAACCACAACUUAUGCCGCUGGAACAUCCACCACUAAUGGAAUUGAUACAACAACAUCACCACAAUCAACAUGGUCUGCCUUUUCAUCAACUGCUUCCUCUUCAACUCCAUUUGAAAGUUCAACUGUUAGUUCAGCUGAAACAUCUACAACACCCUCUUUAGAAACCACAACUUAUGCCACUGGAACAUCCACCACUAAUGGAGUUGAUACAACAACAUCACCACAAUCAACAGGGUCUGCCUUUUCAUCAACUGCUUCCUCUUCAACUCCAUUUGAAAGUUCAACUGUUAGUUCAGCUGAAACAUCUACAACACCCUCUUUAGAAACCACAACUUAUGCCACUGGAACAUCCACCACUAAUGGAAUUGAUACAACAACAUCACCACAAUCAACAGGAUCAACCUUUUCAUCAACUGCUUCCUCUUCAACUCCAUUUGAAAGUUCAACUGUUAGUAUAGCUGAAACAUCUACAACACCCUCUUCAGAAACCAAAACUUAUGCCACUGGAACAUCCACCACUAAUGGAGUUGAUACAACAACAGCACCACAAUCAACAGGGUCUACCUUUUCAUCAACUGCUUCUUCUUCAACUCCAUUUGAAAGUUCAACUGUUAGUACAGCUGAAACAUCUACAACACUCUCUUCAGUAACCACAGCUUAUGCCACUGGAACAUCCACCACUAAUGGAAUUGUUACAACAACAUCACCACAAUCAACAGGGUCUACCUUUUCAUCAACUGCUUCUUCUUCAACUCCAUUUGAAAGUUCAACUGUUAGUUCAGCUGAAACAUCUACAACACUCUCUUCAGUAACCACAGCUUAUGCCACUGGAACAUCCACCACUAAUGGAAUUGAUACAACAACAUCACCACAAUCAACAGGAUCAACCUUUUCAUCAACUGCUUCCUCUUCAACUCCAUUUGAAAGUUCAACUGUUAGUAUAGCUGAAACAUCUACAACACCCUCUUCAGAAACCACAACUUAUGCCACUGGAACAUCCACCACUAAUGGAGUUGAUACAACAACAACAUCACCACAAUCAACAGGGUCUGCCUUUUCAUCAACUGCUUCUUCUUCAACUCCAUUUGAAAGUUCAACUGUUAGUACAGCUGAAACAUCUACAACACUCUCUUCAGUAACCACAACUUAUGCCACUGGAACAUCCACCACUAAUGGAAUUGAUACAACAACAUCACCACAAUCAACAGGAUCAACCUUUUCAUCAACUGCUUCAUCUUCAACUCCAUUUGAAAGUUCAACUGUUAGUACAGCUGAAACAUUUACAACACUCUCUUCAGUAACCACAACUUAUGCCACUGGAACAUCCAACACUAAUGGAAUUGAUACAACAACAUCACCACAAUCAACAGGAUCAACCUUUUCAUCAACUGCUUCCUCUUCAACUCCAUUUGAAAGUUCAACUGUUAGUAUAGCUGAAACAUCUACAACACCCUCUUCAGAAACCACAACUUAUGCCACUGGAACAUCCACCACUUAUGGAAUUGAUACAACAACAUCACCACUAUCGACAGGAGCUACCUUUUCAUCAACUGCUUCCUCUUCAACUCCAUUUGAAAGCUCAACUGUUAGUACAGCUGAAACAUUUACAACACUCUCUUCAGUAACCACAACUUAUGCCACUGGAACAUCCACCACUAAUGGAGUUGAUACAACAACAACAUCACCACAAUCAACAGGGUCUGCCUUUUCAUCAACUGCUUCUUCUUCAACUCCAUUUGAAAGUUCAACUGUUAGUACAGCUGAAACAUCUACAACACUCUCUUCAGUAACCACAACUUAUGCCACUGGAACAUCCACCACUAAUGGAAUUGAUACAACAACAUCACCACAAUCAACAGGAUCAACCUUUUCAUCAACUGCUUCCUCUUCAACUCCAUUUGAAAGUUCAACUGUUAGUACAGCUGAAACAUUUACAACACUCUCUUCAGUAACCACAACUUAUGCCACUGGAACAUCCAACACUAAUGGAAUUGAUACAACAACAUCACCACAAUCAACAGGAUCAACCUUUUCAUCAACUGCUUCCUCUUCAACUCCAUUUGAAAGUUCAACUGUUAGUAUAGCUGAAACAUCUACAACACCCUCUUCAGAAACCACAACUUAUGCCACUGGAACAUCCACCACUAAAGGAAUUGAUACAACAACAUCACCACAAUCAACAGGAUCAACCUUUUCAUCAACUGCUUCUUCUUCAACUCCAUUUGAAAGUUCAACUGUUAGUUCAGCUGAAACAUCUACAACACCCUCUUUAGAAACCACAACUUAUGCCACUGGAACAUCCACCACUAAUGGAGUUGAUACAACAACAUCACCACAAUCAACAGGGUCUACCUUUUCAUCAACUGCUUCUUCUUCAACUCCAUUUGAAAGUUCAACUGUUAGUAUAGCUGAAACAUCUACAACACCCUCUUCAGAAACCACAACUUAUGCCACUGGAACAUCCACCACUAAUGGAAUUGAUACAACAACAUCACCACAAUCAACAGGGUCUACCUUUUCAUCGACUGCUUCCUCUUCAACUCCAUUUGAAAGUUCAACUGUUAGUACAGCUGAAACAUCUACAACACCCUCUUCAGAAACCACAACUUAUGCCACUGGAACAUUCACCACUAAUGGAGUUGAUACAACAACAACAUCACCACAAUCAACAGGGUCUGCCUUUUCAUCAACUGCUUCUUCAUCAACUCCAUUUGAAAGUUCAACUGUAAGUACAGCUGAAACAUCUACAACACUCUCUUCAGUAACCACAACUUAUGCCACUGGAACAUCCACCACUAAUGGAAUUGAUACAACAACAUCACCACAAUCAACAGGAUCAACCUUUUCAUCAACUGCUUCCUCUUCAACUCCAUUUCAAAGUUCAACUGUUAGUACAGCUGAAACAUCUACAACACCCUCUUCAGAAACCACAACUUAUGCCACUGGAACAUCCACCACUAAUGGAGUUGAUACAACAACAACAUCACCACAAUCAACAGGAUCAACCUUUUCAUCAACUGCUGCUUCUUCAACUCCAUUUGAAAGUUCAACUGUUAGUACAGCUGAAACAUCUACAACACCCUCUUCAGUAACCACAACUUAUGCCACUGGAACAUCCACCACUAAUGGAGUUGAUACAACAACAGCACCACACUCAACAGGAUCUAUGUUUUCAUCAACUGCUUCUUCUUCAACUCCCUUUGAAAGUUCAACUGUUACUACAACUGUAACAUCAACAACACCCCCUUCAGUAACAACAACUUAUGCCACUGGAACAUCCACCACUAAUGGAGUUGAAACAACAACAGCACCACAAUCAACAGGGUUUCCUUUUACAUCAACUGCUCCCAUUUCAACAACAUUUGAAGGUUCAACUUUUAGUACAACUGCAACAUCUACAACACCAUUCUCAAUCUUCACAACAAAUGUGGCUAAAACAUCCACCACCAAUAGAGGUGAAAUCACAACAUCUCCACAAUCAACAGUCUCUACUGUUGCUUCAACCACUUCCUCUUCAUCUACUUUUAAAAGCACCACUGUUAACACAGCUGGACCAUUCACCACACCACCAACUUUAAGAACAUCAGGUCCCUCAACAGCCAGAUUAAGCCACAUCACUACUGCAGUGCCGCAAACAACAGUAACAACUCAUAAGUCAAUGAUUUCCAUCUCGUCUUCAACUGUUAGUGCAGCCAAAACAUCUGUAGCAACAAAAACAUCCAACACAACUAAAGCAAAUACAACUACUACUGCAUCAGUCACAAAAUCUAGAACAACAACAUCCAACACAACUAAAGCUAAUACAACUUCUACUCCAUCAGUCACAAAAUCUAGAACAACAACAUCCAACACAACUAAAGCAAAUACAACUACUACUGCAUCAGUCACCAAAUCUAAAACAACAACAUCCAACUCAACUAAAGCAAAUACAACUACUACUGCAACAGUCACAAAAUCUAGAACAACAACAUCCACCACAACUAAAGCAACAAAACCUACUACUGCAGCAGUCACAAAAUCAAGAAAAACAACAUCCAACACAACUAAACCAAAAAAAACUACUACUGCAGCGGUCACAAAAUCUAAAACAACAACAUUCACCACAAAUAAAGCAAUUACUACAACUACUACUGCAGCAGGAGCUGAGGUGUUGACAGAUCUGGAGUUUAGUUCAAAUGAAACAUUUACAAUUGAUCUCUCCGAUUCAAACUCUGAAGGCUUUAAGGCAAGAGUUAAGCUUCAGAGGGAAACGCUUGAACCACUCUUCAAAAAAUUGUAUCCUUCAUCCUUCAAAAGAUUGAAUGUCUUGAGGUUCAGGGCUGGAUCAAUUAUUAGUUCAACCCAACUAGUUUUCAACUACACAUCCCAACUCCCAACCACUCAAGAGAUCAAAAAUGAUCUCAUAAAAGCAGCAGAAACAGGAGAAGUCAAUGUGCUGAACAUAAUACCCAGCUCAAUUGGAGUCAACAAUACAGUUUCAGUUACAACUGCAGCAACGACAACCACUUCAAGUGGACCCAAGAUUGAAUUCAGUCUUCUCCAAGCAAUAUUCAUCAUUAUUAUGACAAAAAUAUUAAGACUUUACCUGUAGAUUCUUUAAUCAACCAAAUGUAAGAGUUUAGCGUGAUAUGCUCAAAUGAUUUAAAUGGCAAAUUUUAUUACAUUUUAUACAGUGUUUACAGUUGAAGCAUACAAUAUGCAAAUAUGUCUGAUAUUGUACUUUUCCUCAAGAAUAUAAAUUAAAACAAUAUGUUAAUUUAACAGCAGGCUGUUGGAAUAAUAAGGGAAAUUAUAUCUUAGAUUUUAUUGCUUUCAUUUGGAGGAGAGAAGUAGACCUUUUUUCCUCUGCAAUGUUUAUUUUCUAAUGAAAGCAGUUAUUUAUCAACGGUACUUUUUCUAGUAUGUGCUAUUGUUAUAAAAUGUCAUAUUUUAUUUUAAUCCAUUGAACAUAUUUAUUACAUGUGUAUAAUAUAUAUAAUGCUAAAUAAUGCACAUUAUCGUUAUAUUAAAACACCUAAUAAACUACCAUUUGCUUAUAUCUCUGAUUCUGUAAUUAAAUUUAGUAGUGCUACAUUAUGAGUUAAACCCAGUUGGCAUGGUUUUAUGGCACUACAGUCAGAUAUGCUUCACUUUAUCGGGGCGCGACAAUAAGGAUAGCCCGAUGGCUUGAAAGAUGCAUUGCAUUAAAGCCUUUGCAAAUUUAAAUAUUCAAUCAAAGAAGAUGAAACAGAUGUCAUUGAUUGCGCUACUCAUGCGCUGUUUGAGAAGAUUUGUGCGUGUGCACAUUCAAAGCAAGCACCCAGAAAGCCGCAUCUCAAGACAGUAAGCAUAUACGCACAAAUACUGAGUUCACAUUUUCUUGCAUUUUUGUGUAAAGUUAUCUCUUAAAGUGCCAUAAUUAUCCUUGUAAAUAUAGUCAGUUAUGUAAAUGUUAACUUGUUAAACGUUAAUGUUAAAUGUUAACAGUUCAAAGAAAAUAAAACGCAGU